AUGAACCACGUGCUACUUACUUCUCAGACUGUCUAUAAAAGCAACUCUUCCAGCUGCAACUUUUUCAGAGGGAUCUCUGCACUCUCUGUCCUCUGGGAGAGUGUCCUCACGUUUGCUCAGGCUGUCUGCUGCUGUCUCUCUCUGGCUACUGGAAGUUCACUGUCCAGUCAACCAGUCCUUUUAUCACAGAGAAUAGCUUUGUCUCUAGCCUCAAGCUAUCAUCAUAUCCUGGCAGCUUCCAUCAGCUUACCUGUUACUCCCAUCUUCUUCAAGCUGCCUAGCCAUAGACUCGGCAAAGGAUACCCCCUCAAAGAGCUCUCUACAAAGAUAGAAGAGCUUGAGCUUCUCCUGAACGUCUUCUUUGCCAAGAUGCAGUCGAGCAGUCAAAGCACUCCUUCAGACAGAGCCAGACGUGAGGUCGAGUCUGAGGCCUUCCGUGCUCGCCUGCAGUCAGUACAAGCUCUGGAAGGUGCAUACCCAGAGUUCGAAGAGAUUGUCCAUCACAACCUCGAGCAUAGAUACAACGUGGUGAUUGAACUGCUCCCCCAGAAAGAAGGGUCCAACAAGUCCGUCGACAUAGUCAAACGCAAACACGACGGCUACGUCUGUAUCCGCAAGAGCUUCUAUGUCUGGGGUAAGGCAAAGCCUAGGCGGUGGCUGAGAGAGGUAAAAGCUUUAAGGAAUGCCGCCCAAGUAUAUACACUGCGGCGGACGACUAUCUCAAAAGGCCGGCCGCGUGGUAGGGGCCCAAGUUUGAAGGGUGUGCGGACCGCCAUCAUACCGGGAGAGUUGGAUGAGCAUACACCAUCCAGACUAUAUAGAGACGGUGGAGGUGAUUCUCUUGUCGGCAGUAUCUGUCCUGAGGUGGACGCGAAAUAUCAGGGUUAUGUUGAGGAAGGGGACGCCAAGAGCAAGAAGAUACUUCAUCAGCUAUUUGAGAAUAAACCUAUCAAUUCGUUUGCUAAGGGGAAGAAAUCCCAUGGCUGGUUGGCUCCUGGCAGAUUGUUAUUCCUGAAGAUACACAUGUAUCCAACCUGCCAGGUCGAAUUUGUCGUGUCGCCGCUUUCUAUCACACCAAAAGCCAUAAUACCCCCCAAGCUGGGCCGGCACUACGCAGCAAAUGCCCAACAAGAGAAGAAGCUGGUAAUACAGGAGUUAUGA
Nannizzia gypsea CBS 118893 is the source of this 1161-nucleotide messenger RNA. RefSeq lists its product as hypothetical. The transcript has 8 exons. The record is from RefSeq and is a predicted model, not a curated record. Bases 1 to 1161 code for a protein of 386 amino acids. NCBI's taxonomy places the organism in Eukaryota, Fungi, Ascomycota, Eurotiomycetes, Onygenales, Arthrodermataceae.